Molecule: messenger RNA, 456 nt
Organism: Trypanosoma cruzi
Lineage: Eukaryota; Euglenozoa; Kinetoplastea; Trypanosomatida; Trypanosomatidae
Product: histone H3 variant, putative
Exons: 1
Coding region: 1-456 (151 amino acids)
Cellular component (GO): nucleosome
Molecular function (GO): structural constituent of chromatin; DNA binding; protein heterodimerization activity
Source: RefSeq, a predicted model, not a curated record
AUGGGAUCUCUGAAGAAAGUGGCCUCGGUGGAGAAGCAUUCGGCCUUUUCGUCGGCGUCAAAGUUGCCGAAGCCCCGCAAGAAUCUCGCAUCGCGCAAGAUUCAUACGGAGGGUCGCAUCGUUGCUAAGAAGGAGUCGGCCAGCGCCGGCACAAGGAAGAAGCACCGAUGGCGCCCAGGGACUGUCGUGCUGCGCGAAGUACGCCGGUACCAGAGCUCAACAGAGUUUCUCAUCGCGAAAGCGCCAUUCCGCCGCCUCGUGCGAGAGAUUGUGUCGAACUUAAAGGACUCAUUUCGUAUGAGCGCUACCUGCGUGGAGGCUCUGCAGGAAUCCACCGAGCUGUAUGUCACCUCCGUUCUCGCUGAUGCCAAUCUCUGCACAUUGCACGCCAACCGCGUCACGGUGUACCCAAAGGACAUUCAGCUGGCAUUGAAGUUACGUGGGGAACGUCUGUAG